AUGAGCGGAGGCACUUCUGUACUUGGAGUGGCUUCACCGGACCACCAUAGUUCCAGUUCAAGUACAACUCUCUCAGACAAAGAUGCCGAGGCCAUACUGCUUUUUGAAAAAGCAAUUGAGAAGGAGUCACAUGGGCUGAUGUCAGAUGCGGUGGAAUUAUAUAGAAAGGCAUUUAAAAUCAAUGAGCAAGUCGAUGCUCUAUAUAGAGCUAGUACUGUGGCUCAUACAGCACAUAAGCUUAAGCUGGAAGGAGGGAAAAACACGUUGAAGAAAGUCGAUGAAGAUGUAGUAAGACGAAUUGACGUUGAUAAGCUUAUCGCCAGCUUCAGGCACAAUGAAGCUCAUGCUCCAGAUCCGAACAAUCCAGACCAUCAUGAGGAAAUGCUAACCAUCAAGUUUGCCAACCUUGCUAUGGGUGAUACCUAUGCUGAUCUUAAGCCGGUAUCGCCGUUGAUUCAUUUACCGAACGAUGUGUGGAUACGGAUACUUGAAAUUUUGUUGAUAACGUCACCUGAAUCCUGGUUUCAGUUUUCGAUUACUUGUAGAAAGCAUUCAUACUUGGGGUUUGGAACCUCUGAAGUAUGGCGAAAGCUCGCUAACUUGGUGUAUCCCAAUCAAGUCUAUGAGGAAAACAAGUUUUUCAUUGAUAAUAUGCCUCUUCUGGGUCACAUCAACUACGAUCUGUUGCCGGUACCUAAGGAUCAGCUCAAGAUCUUGCCCCAGUACAAUGACUCUUGGAAGUACAUGUUGAACCAUCGACCUUUCAUAAAGUUCUUGGGCUGCUAUAUCAGCGUCGUCAACUACUACAGUGAAGGUGGUAAGGCCGAGUUUUCCAGCAGCUGGUCAAACCCUGUAAGAACAAUCACCUACUACAGAUAUUUAAGGUUUUAUCCUGAUGGAACCUGUGUCAAGGUGUUGACUUCUAUAGAACCUACUAAAGUCAUCCCCCAUCUUCUGAAGUACAACACUCUGGGCAAUGUAUAUCCCACGGCAGUCGAUCCUAGCAAUAAGCAGAAUGCACAUGCGCCAGUGAAGGAGAGUCAAAGGAUCUACCAUGGCCGAUGGACUCUCAACAUAGACGGCGAUGUCCAUGUCGAAGUAGAAAAUGGCUCUGUUCCAUACUAUCGGUUCCAUUACUACUAUCUGAUCAAGUCUGUUGGGGGGAUAUUCAAACACAACAAGUUGACAUGGAUCAAGUACCAUGCGAUCAGGAAGAAGAUGUCAGAGGAUGACGACCGAGAAGGAGAGAUUUCGGAGUUUUCUAUCAGGAACGAGAAGCCCUUCAAGUUCCUGAGAGUGAGAAGUUAUAGAUUAGAUAAUUAG
Molecule: messenger RNA, 1323 nt
Organism: Scheffersomyces stipitis CBS 6054
Lineage: Eukaryota; Fungi; Ascomycota; Pichiomycetes; Serinales; Debaryomycetaceae
Gene: FBX9
Product: SCF ubiquitin ligase complex subunit
Exons: 1
Coding region: 1-1323 (440 amino acids)
Biological process (GO): SCF-dependent proteasomal ubiquitin-dependent protein catabolic process
Cellular component (GO): SCF ubiquitin ligase complex
Source: RefSeq, a predicted model, not a curated record